AUUGAGCUCUGAAAUCGGGCUGCUUUUCUGAUCUGCGCCCAGAGUUGGACAAAAAUCUUUCUCCCUCUCACAAAGGCGAACAAACAAUUCAAAUCGAAAUUCCGCAGAAAUUUCGAUCCAUUUCCAAUCUUCAAGCGAUGGAUAGAUCCAUGGUGCAAGAGAUAGUGGAGAAGCAAGUGCUGACGGUAGCAAAAGCGGUAGAGGAGAAGCUGGACGAGGAAUUACAUGCUCUAGAGCGGCUAGAUCUUGAUGAUUUGGAGGUAUUGAGAGAACAGAGGUUGAAGCAGAUGAAGAAAAUGGCGGAGAAACGGAGCCGUUGGAUUUCUCUCGGACACGGUGAAUACUCUGAGAUCCCUACUGAGAAGGAAUUUUUCUCUGUUGUUAAGGCUAGUGACCGCGUUGUCUGCCAUUUCUACCGUGACAAUUGGCCUUGCAAGGUGAUGGACAAGCAUUUGAGCAUGCUGGCAAAACAGCAUAUAGAGACACGUUUUGUGAAAAUCCAUGCUGAGAAAAGUCCUUACUUAGCUGAGAAGCUCAGAAUUGUUGUUCUUCCCACCCUUGCCCUCGUAAAGAAUGCUAAAGUGGAGGAUUACGUGGUUGGAUUCGACGAGCUUGGUCACACCGAUGAAUUUAGCACAGAGGAACUGGAAGAGAGGUUAGCUAAAGCUGAAGUUAUCAUUUUUGAGGGUGAAUCAUCGAAACUUAAAUACAAAGCUCCAUCUAAGAGUGUCAGGCAGAGUGCAAAUCCCGACUCAUCUGAUUCAGAGUAAACUUAGACUGGAGACUUAUCUGUCCAUUGUACUACUACCAUAUAGUCAGUUUUGAAGACUUAUGUAUUGAAGAAGUGGGAAUGCAUAUGUUUUUGUGUCUCCUGAAGUAUCCUUUAGCAAAUCAGACAAAAAAUUAACUUUGAGAGUUCCUGUAAAUGUAAAACCUUUGGUUUUAUCUUUGUGGAAUGGAGAUUACAAUUCAGAUAAUGAACAAGUGCAUUAACAUGUCA
Messenger RNA from Nicotiana tabacum (common tobacco), 1000 nucleotides. RefSeq names its product thioredoxin domain-containing protein 9 homolog. The record is from RefSeq and is a predicted model, not a curated record. Lineage: Eukaryota; Viridiplantae; Streptophyta; Magnoliopsida; Solanales; Solanaceae.